AUGGAUCGCAUUCCACUCCCCUCGCCAUUGUCACACUCGCUCGCGUCGCCUCGGGCCCGCCUCGGGCCGUGGCUCCUUCCUCCCGACCGACGGACCGUCGCAGCGACAUUCAAUGGAGUCAACGGGGCCGACAGAGACAACAGCGUUAACAGAGCCAGCGGAGUCAACGGCGUCAACAGGGUCAGCCAAGUCAGCAGAAACAGUGACAGGGACUCGCUCAUCCCGUCUCGUUUUUUCACGUCGCUAUCCUCCCGCGCCUCCCUCUGCGCCAAAUCCCACGUUUUACUCCGCCAAUCCGCUUGCGCCUCCCCACGACCCUCCCCCUGCCUUUCCGCCUCUCCCUCCGCUAGUAUCUGGGCCAGCACGUCUUGCGCGCACCCCGGAGAGGAGGCGCUGAGGCACCCCGGCGCUCCAAGAGGAGGCGCGGGGCGCAUUGGCGCGCAACUGGCGGGGCUGCAGCUGCGUGCUGCGCUCCCCCUGGUUGCGCGGGCGGAAGGCGGGGGCGAGGCCGGUGUUAUCGUUGCGCGCGGCAGGAGAUACAGCGGGAGGGGGAAGGGGGGAGAGGAAGAGGGGGAAGAAGAGGAGGACGGGGAAGAGUGGGAUGAAGUUGGGGAAAGGGCCGUCAUGCACGCAGUUGAGGAAGACGAGUUGGAUAAAGGCAGCGGUAGUAGCAGCGAUAGGGAAGAGAGCGGGGGAGGGGAGGAAAAGGGGGGGCGGAAGAAGAGGAGGAGGCGGAGGGAGGAGGAGAAGCAGCGGACGCGGGAGGGGGCGGAGGCAAGUAGCGGGGAGAGCCUGAGGAGGGGGGUGAGCUAUGCGGAGGCGGAGAGGUGGGUGGACGCAGGGGCGGAGGCGGAAGGGGCAGAGGCGGGGGGAGAGGGGGAGGCGAGAUUGGGCGCGGAGGGGAGACAGGGGGGAGAGUGGCCGCACGUGCCGGUGCUGGUUCGGGAGGUGGUGGGGGCGUUUGAGGGCGUGCGGUUGACAACUCUGGUGGACGGCACACUGGGGGCCGGCGGUCACACGCUUGCUGUGAGUGCUGAUUGUGGCUGCACCCGCUCCAUCGCAUUCACACGGGGUGCUGCUGCUUCUGCCCCCUCCUGGUCACUCUCCUGCUUACGCGUUCCCUCCUUUCUCCCCUGCAGCUGGCCCGGCACCAUCCAGAGACACAGGCACACUGUUGACAUCACAUGCCAUCGCACAUGCCGCUGCUUUCCUUCAUUUCCCUCUCCGUGUGAGCAGCUAGCCCGCCACCAUCCAGAGCUACAGACAGGCAGUGCCCGGCACCAUCCAGAGCUACAGACGGUGCUAUGCCAACACCAUUCAGAGCUACAGACGGUGGAGGGCGUGGACGUGGGCCCCUCAGCACACGCCAUCGCUGCUGAUUUUCCCUCCCUUCACUCUUUUGCCUCUGCUCUCUCCCGUGCUCUCUCCCGUGCUCUCUCCCGUGCUCUCUCCCGUGCUCUCUCCCAUUUCGUUUCUCCCCUGCAGCUAUGCCAACACCAUUCAGAGCUACGAACGGUGGUGGGAAUGGACGUGGACCCCGCAGCACACGCCAUCGCUGCUGAUUUUCCCUCCCUUCACUCUUUUGCCUCUGCUCUCUCCCGUGCUCUCUCCCGUGCUCUCUCCCGUGCUCUCUCCCGUGCUCUCUCCCGUGCUCUCUCCCAUUUCGUUUCUCCCCUGCAGCUAUGCCAACACCAUUCAGAGCUACGAACGGUGGUGGGAAUGGACGUGGACCCCGCAGCACACGCCAUCGCUGUCGCGCGCCUGCACCCCUUGCUGCGCAUCGCUGCCUCUCCAGGCGCACGGGCAGCCAGUCCGCACGAUGCUCAUGCCCACGGCCAAGCAGAGGCUUGUCUAGAGGAGAGGGGCCAGUUCGAGGAGCAGGGGCAAGCAACACUGAGAGUAGCGGAGGCGAGACCGGAAGCGACAUUGCGAGUGGUGGAGGAGAGGGGGAGCACAGCAGCCACUCUACACGUGGUGGAGGGGAAUUUCCGGCGGAUGGUGGAGGCGUGUGCGGGCGUGGGGGUGGGGCGUGGCAGCGUUGAUGGCAUUCUGCUGGACGUGGGGGUCUCGUCCAUGCAGAUCGACAGGGCAGAGAGGGGCUUCAGCUUCAUGAGGGAUGGGCCUCUGGACAUGCGCAUGGACCCUAAGCUCUUCUUCCCCACACCCCCUUCCACAUGCACCACCCAUGCAUCCACCACCCAUGCAUGCACCACCCUUGCACCCCCCCACCAGAGCCCCAUCACCGCUGAGGUGGCGGUCAACGAUUGGCCGGAGGAGGUGCUAGGGCAGAUCUUGAGAGACCUAGGGGAGGAGAGGCGGUGGCGGCAGCUUGCCCGGCGGAUCGUGGAGGCGCGGGGGCGAGGGCGCAUCAGCAGCACCACGCAGCUCGCUGCUGUUGUGGCAGGAGGGGCGUAUGGGCCUAAGAAGGGCUCAGCCACUUCAUCCCGCCGUGGUGGUCCAGGCAUGCGAAUCCACCCGGCCACCCGCACCUUCCAGGCUCUCCGCAUCGCAGUAAAUGACGAGCUUGCCGCCCUGGCACUCGCCAUCCCCGCCGCCCUCUCCCUGCUGGCGCCGGGCGGCCGGCUGGCCGUCAUCUCCUUCCACUCGCUGGAAGACCGCAUCGUGAAGCGAAGCUUCCUGGAAGCUGCUGCCGGCAUGCCUGUGCCCAUGCCUGUACCAGUGCCCUUGCCAGUGGCCAUGCCUGUGCCUGUGUCUGAACCAGGAGUAGGGAGCAGUGGCUUGGAGGGGCACGGGCAGGCGAGGUACCGGGUUGUGACAAAGCGGCCAGUGGUGGCAGAGGAGGAUGAGUGGAGGGUGAAUGCACGCAGCAGGAGUGCCAAGCUGCGGGUCAUCGAGCGAGUUGCUUGA
This is a messenger RNA of Closterium sp. Naga37s-1, 2868 nucleotides long. NCBI's taxonomy places the organism in Eukaryota, Viridiplantae, Streptophyta, Zygnematophyceae, Desmidiales, Closteriaceae. The record is from the annotation of a GenBank genome assembly.